Molecule: messenger RNA, 3455 nt
Organism: Formica exsecta
Lineage: Eukaryota; Metazoa; Arthropoda; Insecta; Hymenoptera; Formicidae
Gene: bru3
Product: CUGBP Elav-like family member 4
Exons: 11
Coding region: 490-1581 (363 amino acids)
Biological process (GO): mRNA splice site recognition; regulation of alternative mRNA splicing, via spliceosome
Cellular component (GO): nucleus; cytoplasm; ribonucleoprotein complex
Molecular function (GO): mRNA binding
Source: RefSeq, a predicted model, not a curated record
AUCAGUCGCGGGCGAGCUGCGUUCGGGGUUUUAUCUAUAGCUCUUGUCCUCUCUAUCCCUUUCGCUCUCAUCGUCGCGCUCGCUCGUGCUUUUCUCUCUGCACGCACACGCGUGGCCGAAUCCCGCGUACUUACGUAUUUACGUAUCAGCAAGGCAUCCAAAGCUAUCGCUUGCGCUCAAUGGAAAGAAAAAGAAGAAGAGAUAAACGACGAGAAAACUUAUAGAUAUCCUUUAAGAACUUAUCCGGUGUGCCGAACUGGAUAAUAACGCGAUUCAUCACAAUACCGAUCCGGAUCCUUCACGUGGCGCGAAACAACGUGAUACAUCGACGAUUUCGCGCAAAUUCUUCAUUUCGCGCUGUGAUAACUCGUGACGCGCGUCGAUUACGAUCGACCUCAUUGUGCGUUCGCGAAGGCGAGUGAAAGUUUCGUCGGAAAAGUUCGCGGGUUCCCGCCAGUACCACGAUCAUCCGCUUUUGAUUGUUCACCAAUGGUUCAUAUCCUGGAAGUGGUAUCGUCGCGUCGGAACGACCUGCAAAUGAUGAACCGUCCUAUUCAAGUGAAGCCAGCGGACAGUGAAAACCGCGGAGGCUGUGCAUUCGUGAAACUCUCGUCGCACCAAGAAGCACUGGCGGCGAUAAACUCUCUACACGGUAGCCAAACUAUGCCGGGUGCGUCAUCCAGCAUAGUGGUAAAAUUCGCAGACACUGAUAAAGAGAGACAACUAAGACGCAUGCAGCAAAUGGCCGGGAACAUGAGCCUCCUUAACCCCUUCGUCUUCAAUCAGUUCGGCGCUUACAGCGCUUACGCUCAGCAACAAGCGGCGCUCAUGGCAGCCGCGACCGCACAGGGAACGUACAUCAAUCCAAUGACUGCAUUGGCCGCUGGACAAUUGCCGCAUGCAUUGAAUGGCAUGCCAAACCCUGUAGUCCCGCCAACUUCUGGUUUGCUCGUAGGUACCGGCACAGGGCAACCGGUUAACGGGGCGAUACCAUCGUUACCAUCGCCGACGAUGCCCAAUUUUAACAUGGCCGCUCAAACGCCGAACGGCCAGCCGGCAGGCUCCGAUCCAGGUGUCUACACCAACGGAAUACCGCAGACUUAUGCGGGACAUGCCCUCCAUCUGUCCAUUCCAGCGCAGGGGCUGCCCAACGGGGAGGCGGCACUUCAGCAUGCCGCCGCGUAUCCUGGAAUGCAGGCUUAUGCUGGAGUGGCCGCUUACCCCGCCGUCUACGGCCAGUUUCCUCAGGCUAUUCCUCAGCCGAUGACCGCGGUGGCGCCCACGCAGAGGGAAGGAUGCUCUAUCUCAGGACCCGAGGGCUGCAACCUGUUCAUCUACCACCUGCCCCAGGAGUUUGGUGAUGGCGAGCUCAUGCAGAUGUUCCUCCCCUUUGGCAACGUCAUCUCCUCCAAAGUCUUCAUCGACCGGGCGACCAACCAGAGUAAAUGCUUCGGUUUCGUGUCGUUCGAUAAUCCAGCGAGCGCGCAAACAGCAAUCCAGGCGAUGAACGGCUUCCAAAUAGGGAUGAAACGAUUAAAAGUCCAGUUAAAGAGGCCCAAGGACGCCAGCCGGCCAUACUAACCCACGUCCUAGCCUAGAAAAUCUGGACGGGUCGCGCCCUACGUUAUAACUUACAGAAUGUCGUACGAGAACGUGAACUCGAUGGAUGCUCGACGAUCAGGAGUGAUGAGUUUGAAUCACCGUUACAACGCUCUCCACCGUAACAACUUAGUAUACUAGCUAGUUAAUUCAUUAGAGGGUAAAAGAUUUAGAGGUCAGUAAGACAACAACGGCUUCAACGACGUUGAAGUUCGCGCGACGGCGGCGAAGAAGAGGCUGAAGCGAAAGCGAUGAAGGAUGUUCUGCGCUGAACCCAGUCCGAGAGAGAGGUGAAGACGAGAAGAGGAGGACGAGGCACGCUGAGAUAACAUUUCCUGGAUGCUCGGAUAACCGGAACGCUUCGUCGUUAGACAACAUUGGCUUUCCCCUUUCUCCCUUUCACCAGUUCCCAUUUCGAAUCUGCAUGUUUCUUUUGGGUCCUCCGCGAGUUUAGCCUCUGUCUCCUACUGCCAGGUGAGAGAUUACGUUCGAGCUCGAGGGCGCGAUUGCGAAUAAGCGUGCAGCGGAACAUUUCGAGGAUCCGAUCAUCCUCCCGGAGAGACGUGCCGGAAACACCGGAAGUCCAGGCCGAGCUUGUCGUCCCGAUAUGACGACGCACCGUAUUACACUUAAACGCACGACGUCGCGUAGAGACGAUCAAAAUCGACGACAUCAAAACCGACAAUAGCUAUCGCGAAAUAUCCCGUCGAAAAAUGCCUGUAGGACUCUCGUCGUGUUCGUUGCCAGUUCGACGAUGCGAUCGUACGCGUCGUGUGUGCGUUUGCCAAAAAGAAAAAUCAGAACCGUAUACCCGGUCCGAUCGAUCCUCAAUAAGGACUCGAUCGUACCGGAUCUAACCGCGUACGUCAGCUAAAUGGAACAGCUCAGCGAUCACCAGCACGAGAGCCUAAUAAAUCUUUUGUACCGCACGAAGCGAACGAUGUAGCCAUCGCGAUGAAGAUCCCGCGCGGCGUCAUCCUUGACGGCGGGACAGAUAAUAAUCCCCGCGUGAGACUGACGAAAGUAAAAUAAAACGCAGGCUCGUCCCGAACGCGCGGACGAGAUCGAUAUCUCUCUCCCAAAAAGACACAUGUCAAUCAUAUGCUAUACAGGGUGCUCGUCUGACGAAACGCGUUUGAACACUUUGAAAAAAAAAGAAAAAGACAAAAAAAAAUAUGAAAAAAAGCAGAGAAUCAAGCGGCGAACAUGGGCUCAGCGCCGGUCCGACAUCCCCGCCGGAUAUCGGUUCUCCUUAACAUUUAAGAUUUAUUAACAUGUAUGGCGCGCUAUAGAUUUUAUAUACUGCAGGUAGAGAGAGAAAGAGAGAGAGAGAGAGAGAGAGAGAAAGAGAGAGAUAGAGAGAGAAUGGAAGAGGAGUUCGCGCAUGCCGUGCCGCGUCAUAUCGAGGAAGAGAUGAGUCUCGCCUUCGAAAUCGCGCGCGUUCGCACGGCGUUCUCGUCCUUCCUGACUAAUAGCACUUAUUACUACUAUGGUUACGGUGAUUAUCAUUAUAAUUAUCGCUAAGUAAGUGACGCGCGAGUUUCCGGCCGAAAGUAUAAUCUAUACCGUUAUGGUUCGUGCGCGCGAACAUCGAGAGAGAAGUCGCGUGCGGGCGCGAUCGCGAUCGAUUUCGCGAUUCGGUCCGAUCUACAGGAUCGAUGAUCGACGGAUUGAUCUUGCCCGAACGGUAAGCAUCGCCCGAGAAAUGUCAGGCAGGCUGUGAUUGUCCAGACGAUGACGAUGUUGCCAACGACGGUCCUCUUUAAGUUUCGACGUUGUUCUUACAGCAUAAUAUAAUUGUAUAAUGAUGCUAAUUCUUCUGUUAUUGUGUGGAAGUAGGAGAAAAUGGGGGGUGG